AUGCGCACCACCAUUACCCGCAACAUCAUUGUCGUUGCCAUGGCACUCAUCUGCUCUGCUGCACCCAUCGAUGAACGUGCAGUGCCGGUCCCGGGCAUGUUCCUCUCGACUAGCGCCGUGGUCCCAACAGCAGAUCUCGAUCCUCGUGCCAUUCCUCUGCCGGGCAUGUUCACCGCGACGCACGUAGUGCCCUCGACCGCCGAUCUCGAGGCGCGCGCUGUUCCCGCCCCUGGAAUGUUCACGGCGGCAGAUGCCGUGCCGCCGACCGCUGAGCUUGUCGCUCGUGCGGGCCCGCUAGCAGGCGUAUGGGCCCCAAUCAACUGA
Messenger RNA from Peniophora sp. CBMAI 1063, 324 nucleotides. The record is from the annotation of a GenBank genome assembly. Lineage: Eukaryota; Fungi; Basidiomycota; Agaricomycetes; Russulales; Peniophoraceae.